CUGUAGAUAACCAGAGACAUACAUCAUGGACCUGUAUGGAAAGAUGGCUGCCACUCAGGAUGUUAAAGGGAAGGGAGAGGGAGGGGACCAGAACUUUGACUAUAUGUUCAAGCUGCUGAUCAUUGGAAACAGCAGUGUUGGCAAGACGUCAUUCCUUUUCCGUUACGCAGACGAUGCCUUCACUUCAGCCUUCGUCAGCACAGUGGGCAUUGACUUUAAAGUGAAGACUGUCUACAAGAAUGACAAGAGGAUCAAACUACAGAUCUGGGACACAGCAGGCCAGGAGCGGUACAGGACCAUCACCACUGCCUACUACCGUGGGGCCAUGGGGUUCAUCCUUAUGUAUGACAUCACCAACGAGGAGUCCUUUGGUGCCGUGCAGGACUGGUCAACCCAAAUCAAAACCUAUUCAUGGGACAAUGCACAGGUGGUGCUGGCUGGGAAUAAGUGUGACAUGGAGGAAGAGAGGGUGGUGUCUGUGGACAGUGGCAGACUGCUGGCAGAACAGCUGGGCUUCGAGUUCUUUGAGACGAGCGCCAAGGACAACGUCAACGUGAAGCAGACCUUCGAGCGCCUGGUUGACCUCAUCUGUGACAAGAUGUCCGAGAGCCUGGACACCGACCCGGCCGUCACCACGGGGGCUCCCACCGCCAAGCUGACAGACAGCGCCCCGCCCCUCCCACAGCCGGGGUGCAACUGUUAG
Molecule: messenger RNA, 703 nt
Organism: Lampris incognitus (smalleye Pacific opah)
Lineage: Eukaryota; Metazoa; Chordata; Actinopteri; Lampriformes; Lampridae
Gene: rab3c
Product: RAB3C, member RAS oncogene family
Exons: 5
Coding region: 26-703 (225 amino acids)
Biological process (GO): protein localization to plasma membrane; regulation of exocytosis; protein secretion
Cellular component (GO): plasma membrane; endosome; synaptic vesicle
Molecular function (GO): GTP binding; GTPase activity
Source: RefSeq, a predicted model, not a curated record